This is a messenger RNA of Scaptodrosophila lebanonensis, 4897 nucleotides long. RefSeq lists its product as uncharacterized. Gene Ontology annotation, cellular component: nucleus. Bases 347 to 3775 code for a protein of 1142 amino acids. Gene Ontology annotation, biological process: positive regulation of transcription by RNA polymerase II. Lineage: Eukaryota; Metazoa; Arthropoda; Insecta; Diptera; Drosophilidae. Gene Ontology annotation, molecular function: RNA binding; transcription factor binding. The transcript has 8 exons. The record is from RefSeq and is a predicted model, not a curated record.
AUACUAACUGCGUGGUCCACGUGAACACAAUCUACGCUGCGAUGUGAUUCAUAAAAUUAUAAACUAAAAGUAACGUGUAGUGAAUUAGAGUACGGGAUUUCGUUAUAUUAAAAAUAUCGCACUGUUGUCUCACACGCUGAAUACCAUAAAUUAAUAAAUUGUGAGAGGAGUGUGCCAGUGUAUGUGUUGUAGACGCGGCGCUCAACAUGUGAGGUUAAAGAAGACUAACAGACGGCGGCAAAGAACUUUAAAUAGAAAGUACAGCAAUUUGAAGUGAUUAAAACGCUGAAAGACACUUUUAUUCCAAAACAUAAAUUUAAUAAUAAGUAAAACCCAAAUUCAUAAUAUGGACUCCUCACGUCUGCUAAACGUUUUUCAAGAGGAUGCUUUCGAGGGCAAUUUUAACAAAUACGAAUCUGAAACGUACUUCUGGUCAAAUGACAAUGUAGAUAUAAACAUGGAAUUGACGGACACACUGAAUGGAAUUUUACCCAUGUCGCCCACGGAGGACCUUUUGAUGAAGCACAACGAGGAGGAGUUACAAAACAGCAAAAACAUACUAAUCUACAACGAACUUGUGGAGCAGCAGCUUAGCGAACACGACGCCAAUGAGAUAAAUUCACCGGUAUAUCAAGCCAUAAGCGACAGUGUGACCGAUGAUGCCUUCGUGGACAGUAAGCGAUCAUGUAUCGAAGAUGAUGCCGAAGAGAAUGCUCCAAGUGAGUGCAGUAACUCGACAUUUCGCACACGCACCGACAGCUCGUCCAUAGGCGAUUACGAGUCGCAUUCUAGCGACUAUGAUGAUGAUGAUUUCGAUGAUCAUAUGCAGCCUCCAGAAGGCUUUGUGGUGCACACUUCUGCUGUACAUAAAAAGCUCAAAAGUAGAACGUUUAGCACAAAUACAAUUUCAUCAGAUACCGAUGCUUUUGGUCUAAAUUUUGACGCAAAUAAUUUUGACGCGAAUAAUUUUGACUUGGCUGAGUUCAUCACCAAAGAUGAUUUCGCUAUGAAUAUGUGCACACUUCGGCUCAAGGAUUUACCGAUUUCAUUAAAACCACCUGCUGCUGUUUCUGAGGAGCCCAUUUCAAAUAAGGCGGAGCUCGAAGUAUUGGCCGUAUCCGAAACUUUGCCUCAACCAAUUAUUGUAUCAUCAAAAAGUAUCGAUUCUGAUGAUGAUAACGAUUCGAUCAUUGACGUGGAGACAAUUGAUAUAGAUGAGUCUUUGUGGGUGCAAGGCAAAGCUAGUGAUAUGAGCUUUAUAGAUAAUGUAAAAGAUGACCCAUCCUGGUGUCCCAAGCAAACAAAGAAGUCUAAUGGGAAUUCUAAUACUAUCAAAGAGCAGAAAACAACACAAACCUCAACUAUUGACUGCAAUAGCAAGACAGCAGAGGCUUCUACAACCAGAAAAACAACAUCAACAGUAGUUGGAGCAACACACAAGCCUAAGACAAGUAAAAAUAUUUGUUUGGUGCCGAAUAAAAAACAAUGCGAUAUUCUCAAGCGCAAAGUCGGCACAAAAACCCCAAGCACAGCAACAACGUUGGUCAAGUCCACAAAAGCGGCUGCCAAAAAAUUGCAAGAAGCAUUAAAAGCAGCAGCAACAAUAACAACACAGUCUACUAAUGCCAAGGCCAAUGUCGAGGCGCGCAAAGGUGUGGGAAUUGGUGGCAAAAAUUUGGCACUGAUCAAGCAACAGCGCGACAGUAUUGGUGCUGCUCCUAAUCAUGAAAUUUGUUCUAAUGAAGAAACAUUGCCGAAUGGACAGCUUCCGGUAGCUGAAAACACACAAAAUACAACGACGAUAAUUACGCCUGAUGCACCUAAACGUAAACUUAAUUUGGAGGAGUAUAAACAGCGACGUUGUGGCGGUACUUUUGCCACCAGACCUUUCAUAAAGUCAGAAGUGCUGCCCGAUAAGAUAGCCAAGCUGGACACAAACACCAGCAAAGCGGCAACAACAACACCUGUAGUCUUGGCAGCGACAAAAGUGCAUCCAUCGCCACACAAAGCAGCCAUCAGCAGCAUUGUAAACAGUCUGAAAAAUCAAGCGCCGCCAGCAGAGACCCCCACAGACCCCAUUACGGUGGCCAGGAACAAGGUAUUACGCAUGCUGGAGAUGAAGCGUGCACAGCAACUCAAAAUUCUGGACUCACGUGUGUCAGCGAAGGUUCCGCGCGUGACGAAGUUGCCGCCAUUGAAAGAUAUUGUGAAGGACACCUAUUGCAUGGAUACUAAAUCGGAGGAAGCACCUCAGCCUGUCGUGAUUAGUAGUAGUAAGGUGCAUACGGACUACGAGGAAAUUAUAAUAGUGUCGGCUAGUUGCAAUACUGAUAUAACGAUACCACCGUGCCAUAUAAGUGUUGCCUUAAAAGAUAACAAAGUGCCGCCCAAUUCACGCUCUCUACUAAAGUCUUCUGUCCUUUUGUAUAACAUCUCCAAUAGCAACGACGGCCCCACAAAUUUAAAUAACUCGCUUAUCGCAAGUAUUCAAUGCGAAGUGGUAAAGAAGACAAGUGGUGCCCUGAAUAUGAACACAACAGCAGCUACCCCUGAGGCUGAUCCUCAGUCAACUGAUAAGAAUGCACAGCAUGGUGAAGACAUGGUAAUUAUGCAUUUGCCUAAGGAUCGCGUGCGCAAACAGCAAGUCAGUAUGGCAACCCAAACUGAACUGCAGCCCGAAUUUCCGUUGCUGGUGCUGCCCACUAUUAAGCGAAAGUCGCGUGAUCGUACGCGUUGUGUCUAUCGUAAGCGUCGCAAUAGUUCUACCGGAUCAGAGGAGUCAAGUUCUUCGAGCACCUCAUCGUCUGCAAGCUGCAGAAGUUUAGAAUCCUGCCGUUCGAGAUCGCAUUCACGUUCCAAUUCAAUAGAACGAUUGCGACACAUGGAUGUUGCGUCGGCCACAUGUGGCAAUAGCAGUAGUGUGGGAGGUGGCGGCUAUUCGUCGCGCAGUACCCAUCGCCAUCGCAGUUCGGUUAGUUCCAGUUCCUAUUCUGAGGCAGGAAAAUACGAGCGAGCGCAAAGGCGCCAGCGUCGUACCAGUUACAAUAAGCGACGCUCGAAAAAACACACACGCUCCACAUCCUCUACAUCGGGUUCGGAGUACAGCGAUCGCAGUCGCAGUCCCAUCCGUCAGCGACGUUCACGUUCACGCUCCAAUUCGGACACUCGCUAUGGGGAAGGAGGCAACAAAAGCCAUAACAAUAACAAUCGUCGUAGCUUUGUUGAUCGCAAUGUGUCCCAACCAGCUGUUGAGGAACGUCGUAUUGUGUACGUGGGCCGCAUUGAACAGGAAACCACGAAGGAAAUGCUGCGUCGUAAAUUUGUAUCUUAUGGCCCAAUCAAACAAAUCACAAUACAUUACAAAGAAAAUGGCAUGAAGUACGGGUUUGUUACCUAUGAACGAGCGCAAGACGCCUUCACGGCCAUAGAUACUAGUGCCAGAAAUACUCAGAUCAAUAUGUAUGACAUUAGUUUUGGCGGACGAAGAGCUUUUUGUCGUGCCUCCUAUGCCGAUUUGGAUAAUGCUGGUAUCAACAACUACCACUCGUAUGUAUUUCCAACGGCCGUUAAUGCCCCUCCCAAACAGGAGGACUCUUUUGAGGCUUUAUUGCAGAAAGUGAAAGCGAAAAUGAAUGCAAGCAAGCCAGCGGCAGCUGUCACCACAACUACGCCAGCAACAUCGCCCGAAGCUAUGGUUGUCUCAUGCGAUGCGCCUAUCAAUGCAACAAAUAGAAACGUCAACAGCAAAGAAACUGAAAAGAGCUGUCAAAUUUGACGUUUUUGUUAUGACGUGGAUAUAUUUGUAUUUUUUUAUUUAUGAUUUGCCUGAUUUCAGGUUGAGCUUAACUGUAGUAGACAUAUGUGAAGUUUCUAUCUGUAGAACGGAAAAGCCUGAUUAUGAAUCAUAACUAUGUAUAACUUAUUGUAAAAAUAGUUGACAAUUACAUUGCGAAUUUUUGAAAAUUUAAAACAAUACUUAUGCGUCAUAGAUACAUACAUACAUGAAACACUCACUAGUUUUGUUGUGCAUGUUUUCUAAUAACAGCGAAUUGGAAAUGGAAAUGAAAUUGUGAUAAGAGCGUAAUACAAAGUCAUUUGUUGCAAAUAAGUUAGAAGAUAUGCAAACAAAAAUUUAAGAAACAAAAAAAUAAACCUAAUAGCAAUAGUACUCAAAACUUAAAAAAUGUUUAUACAAAUGAUAACCAAACCCAGACCGUUGUUUAUAGCCAAAACAAUUUACAAACAAAUGCAUACAUACAAAUCCGAAAAAGUAAUAGAAAAGAACUAUAUUAUAUAUAGAGCAAGGACGUUGCAUGCUGCAUGCAAUAGUCACGAAUUAAACUGUUGAUAACAAAACUUUGAUAUUAGUUUGUAAAGAAAAUAUUUUGUAUAAUUUACUGAAUAUGUUUUGUACGCGCCAUAGCAGUAAAUACUUAAAUAUGCAUGAACCAGAGAUAAACUUGCGCAGAGAGCAAAAGAAAACAAACAUACUUUAAUGACCUAACAAUAUCAUAAUUUUUUACGGAUUUAGAAUUGAAAUUUGCAACCAUAUAUAUAGAUACAAAAUGAAAUUAAAUUGUUAAAUUAUAGAACUGUUGUUAAAUGAAACUUUAAAAGUGGCUCUGUAAGUUAAAGGCAUCUUUUAUAUUUCAUUUCAUUAAUAUUAUUUCUUCUAAGUUGAAUACAACAACAAAAUUUGUCUACUAAAACUUUUGAACAAUCUAUAGAAUAUUUUAUAAUUACUCCUAUAUUUAUACAUAUGUAUAUUUAAUUUAGCCAGAAAACGAUUCACAUAUGUAGCCAACAAAUUGUAUCUUAAAGAAUUUUGUACUACUUCUUUUUUAUAAUUUUACAAAUAGUUGCAGAAAAUUGAAUAAAGUGUAAACUUUCAAUGAAA